Molecule: messenger RNA, 1512 nt
Organism: Ostreobium quekettii
Lineage: Eukaryota; Viridiplantae; Chlorophyta; Ulvophyceae; Bryopsidales; Ostreobiaceae
Source: the annotation of a GenBank genome assembly
AUGCUGCAGGGAAAGUUUGCACCAUGUGGCAGAUAUACAUUCAUGGCAUCUAUCCAGGAUCCUGAUAAUGUGCACCUGUGUGGAGGUGUAUUGAUUCAUCCUGAGUGGGUAUUGACGGCUGCACAUUGUAUGGACUUCGUGGACAUCCCCCGAAUAGUGGUUGGGGCAUGUAUUCUUGGCGAUGGGAAUGGAGAUGAUUCAGUCGAGAUACACCUACAGCCAGCAGAUAAGGGCAUCAAGAUACACCCCAAUUGGACUGGACGUCUGGAUGACGGGAACGACCUGGCCCUUAUAAAGCUGCCUGAGCCAUCAAAAAUCCAGCCCGUUCAGCUCUUGAAUGACAAUGAUAUCAAAACUGGCAGAUUGUUGGUCGCAGCUGGCUGGGGAGGGCAAGGAUCCAAGUGCUCAAAGAGCAACCACCUCCAACACGCCGACCGUAUGCAAUUUUUGGAACUGGAAACCUGCCGCAAUAUUUGGGCACCUAACAUUUUCAUCCAAGACGCCAUGGUGUGCACCGUGAGCGACCAGAGCGUCUGCAAGGGCGACAGCGGAGGUCCCUUGCUGAUGGCUGAUGCUCCUGGGCAAAAUGUGACUGCUGGAGUGCCUGCUAGAGAUCUUCUAGUUGGCAUCAUAUCAUUUUCCAAUGUCUCUUUGUGUGAGAUGAACAAUCCUGGAGUGUACACAAAAGUGUCCAGCUUCCGUGCCUGGAUCGAUGAGACAAUACAACAGCCGGAGCAGAUAGUGGAGCCCCUUAAACCUGAAGGGUGUCCCCUGGAUCCUGGCACCUGUGGGCAAGCCCCUUCGGAGAAAGAUUGCCAGGAAGUGAAGGAUGCGUUGAGAGCGCCGGACAGUAGCGCCGAACUGGUGUACGCAAGCCUGAAGGACGGCCAGUGCUGCACAUUGGCGUUGUUUCCAUCGGGUUGGACUCUGCUGCAUUAUGCCAGCGAGACCUUCAACACGGAGCCCCAGGUGGUGGAGUGUCUCAUCUUCGGGGACUCUGACGUGAACGCCGCCACGGAGCAAGGGUACACGCCGCUGCACAUCGCUGCACGGUGGGGGAUCGUGCGGGCCAUCAAUGUGCUCAUUGACAAAGGGGCUCACAUCGAAGCUAAGACACCCGUGGAGAUGCGUACUCCUCUUUUCGUCGCUGCUUUCAACGGUAGAUCUGCUGCCGUGGAGGCCCUUGCUGGCGCGGAGGCCGAUGUGAAUGAGCCCGACAUUGCUGGCGUGACGCCCCUUCACGAGGGGGCAACAUAUAAGACCACUGACGUUGUGGACGUGUUGCUGAGCUACAAUGCUAGCAUCAACGCCCAGGAUUCAGAAGGCAAGACGCCGUUGCACGUCGCCGCCACGAAGGUCCACCUGGCCGUCGCCACGCGGCUCGUGGAGGAAGGCGCCAAUGUCACUCUUGCAGAUAACAGAGGAAGAAUUCCAUGUGAAUACAUUUGCAAAAGCGGCUGUGGCGAACGCAAGGUGGAUAUACCAGCCAUGAAAGAACUGUUGGUGUGCUGA